AUGAGGACCAAGCAGGCUCCUAUUUGGUUGAAGGAUCUUGUGACAAGUCCAAGUCACAAAUCUGUUCCUUAUUCCAUGACCAACUACAUCUCCUAUGAUGGUGUUUCCCCCAAGUAUCAAUGCUAUCUAGCUGCAUUUUCUUCAAUAGUAGAACCUACUACAUUUGAAAAAGCAGUCAAGGAUCCCAGGUGGGUUGAUGCAAUGCAAGCUGAAAUUACUGCUUUAGAAUCUAACCAUACUUGGGAUGUGGUGCCUUUGCCUGAUGACAAAGUAUCCAUUGUCUGUAAAUGGAUGUACAAAGUGAAUUACAAAGCCACAGGGGAGGUGGAGAGGUUCAAAGCUAGGCUUGUGGCUAAGGGUUAUAUCCAACAGAAGGGCAUUGGCUACCAGGAAACUUUCAGUCCUGUAGUCAAAAUGGUUACUGUUAGGACAAUUCUAGCUGUUGCUGCUUCUGAACAUUGGCAUAUCCAUCAAAUGGAUGUGUAA
This is a messenger RNA of Nicotiana attenuata, 486 nucleotides long. RefSeq lists its product as uncharacterized. The record is from RefSeq and is a predicted model, not a curated record. The coding region runs from base 1 to 486 and encodes 161 amino acids. The transcript has a single exon. Lineage: Eukaryota; Viridiplantae; Streptophyta; Magnoliopsida; Solanales; Solanaceae.